GGCAACGCUCGGGCCGGCGACCCCGUCGGUGACCCCUUGUCGUUGGAAGAAGCAGGAAGAAAGAGCGCCGUCGCCAUGACGCUGACGAUUGACCAGAUCCUGUCGGAGACGAAGAAGCUGGUUGACCGGCUCCGAGACCACGACACGGCCGCGGACGGCCUGAUUGGUCAGGCUCAGGUCCUCAACAAGCGCAUUGAUGCCAUGAAACAGUACCAGGAGGACAUGAAUGAGCUGAACGAAGUCGCCCGACACAAACCGCGAUCAACGCUGAUCCUCGGCAUCCAGCAGGAGAACAGGCAGAUACGGGAACUGCAGCAGGAAAACAAGGAGCUGCGGGUUUCCCUGCAGGAGCACCAGGCUGCCCUGGAGCUCAUCAUGAGCAAAUAUCGGGAGCAGAUCCUGAAACUGGUCGUCGCAAAUCGACUCGAGAAGCCCUGGACGAGACUUCAGCUGGCUGCAACACCGCAGCACUCUGCCGAGGUCCAAACAAAGAUUGAGAAGAUUUGUGAGAUGGCAGCUGUCAUGGCCAAAGCCGUUGCUAUGGACGAUGAGUAUGUUGCUAAGGAACAGGAGAGAGUGGCACAGCUAGAGGUGGAGAACAAGGGACUGAGGGAACUUCUGGAGAUCAGCACGAAACUCAAGGUCACACACUCGGGUGAAGGUCGCAGGGAGGACAAGCCCCCUCCCCCGUACGUCCCCCGACAGACCCACGUACUUCUCAAAGACAAGGAGCCACCGGCAACAACUGUGUCUGACAGGACAGCUCAACCAAAGGGGCCACCUAGCAGGGAUGGGCUUCCUAGCAGGGAUGGGCCACCUAGCAGGGAUGGGCCACCCAACAGGGAUGGGCCACCUAGCAGGGUUGGACUGCCUAGCAGCGAUGGACCACCUAGCGUAGAGGGGUUACCUAGCAGGGAUGCACCACCUAGCAGGGUUGGACCGCCUAGCAUAGAGGGGCCACCUAGCAGGGAUGGACCACCCAGCAGGGAUGGACCACCUGGACCACCUAGCAGGGAUGGGCCACCUAGCAGGGAUGAGCUGCCUAGCAGGGAUGGACCACCUAGCAGGGAUGGGCCACCUACCAGUGGUGGGCCACCUAGCAUAGAGGGGCCACCUAGCAGGGAUGGGGCACCUAGCAGGGAUGGGCCACCUAGCAGGGAUGGACCACCUAGCAGGGAUGGGCCACCUAGCGUAGAGGGGCCACCUAGCAGAGAUGGGCCAACUAGCAGGGAUGGACCACCUAGCGUAGAGGGGCCACCUAGCAGGGAUGGGCCACCUAGUACAGGGGGUCUACAUGGCAGGGACAGGCCACAGGGUUCAGAAGGGUCAGAACAGACAGGAGAAGUAGUGAGUAGCAUUGUAGAGGUCAGUCUUGUAGAACAGCUAAGGAGGGAGGCGUUAGCUGGUUCACAGGACAUCUCCAGCGAGAAGGUACCUACCCUUCCGGCGGGCCUUGUCUCUCCUCAAGCCAACACUCAGGAACAAACAGACAUGGGAGAAACAACUACAGAUACAAGACAAGACGCUUCACCACCAACGAUGCAGGAAACCGGCACCGAAACAGGACAAGAUGCAACAGAAACAAGACAUGUCUCGGGUGCACAACUUCAGGUGCAGGCAGAGGUGACUGUCUUGUCAGAGGAUGAAAGCGAGACAGACAUCUUGGAAAGUGAGAGUGACACUACUAUAGAGAGUGAAACUGAAGUAGAAAGUGACAGUGAACUAGUUGUAAAUAAAACGGAAGUUAUGGAGAGUGAGUCCACGUGUACAGCGCCAGAUGUGGGCAGCUCAGGGAGAAACACAUGAUGAAAAAUCAGCUUGCCGGGUUAAGGGAAGAUCUGUGUAAUAUAUAUGGAGACAACGGCAACUGAAUCGAUUUUGAAAACUGUCGGAUGUUAGUACCAUCCACUACCUUUUAUCAGUCACCAAGACUGACUCCCGAAAGCCACUGAUGAUUUGAUUUGAUUUGAUGCAUUGAAAUUACAACAGCGCAAUACACGCGGAACAGAGGCAGCUGUUGCUGGUGUUGUGUCCCGCACAUAGAAA
Molecule: messenger RNA, 2046 nt
Organism: Branchiostoma belcheri (Belcher's lancelet)
Lineage: Eukaryota; Metazoa; Chordata; Leptocardii; Amphioxiformes; Branchiostomatidae
Product: collagen alpha-1(I) chain-like
Exons: 7
Coding region: 76-1806 (576 amino acids)
Source: RefSeq, a predicted model, not a curated record